Messenger RNA from Pimephales promelas (fathead minnow), 5677 nucleotides. It is a transcript of the gene slmapa, whose product is annotated as sarcolemma associated protein a. Gene Ontology annotation, molecular function: protein binding. Gene Ontology annotation, biological process: regulation of voltage-gated sodium channel activity; protein localization to plasma membrane; regulation of membrane depolarization during cardiac muscle cell action potential. Lineage: Eukaryota; Metazoa; Chordata; Actinopteri; Cypriniformes; Leuciscidae. The record is from RefSeq and is a predicted model, not a curated record.
CUUUCUCGGUGGUGCGCGAGCCCCGCGGCGGUUUGUGGCCGGUGUAUGUGUGUGUGUAUCUCUUCGGGAGGACGACUUACUUCCAAUUAUCCCCUCUCACACAGCGAUUUUUCAUCUCGUUUUCAGUGUCCCCGGGACCGGAGACUUCCAUGGCUUAACGCGGAAUCGUGUCACGGACUUUAUUCGUUGAUGAGUUUCUUUACUGGGGAAUUUUUCGCGUCUCUCAGCGAGCUAAGCUAGUUAUCGAGCUCGCGAGCUAGUACGGGAUUUACUUAAAUUCUCCGCGUAUGAAAGUUCCACGGACCAGACAAUACUGGAUAAAUCCACUCGGAAUUAUUUAUAAAGUCACUUUCAGUCCGGGCGGCUUGAUAAGGAGAAGAUAAAGGGCCACCGUUACCUCAGCGAAGCUAACGAGCUAAUAUGAAGUUAGCCAGCUAACGCUCUCGUAUGCAAGAAAACACCCUCCGCGCGAGCGUUUUUCAAUACCUAAUAUUGAAUUUUGUCAUUUUAAUGUUGGGUUAAUUAGGUCUUUGUGCUUUUGUUUUCAUACUGAAUGCCUGCUCUGUUUAGCUGAGUGGUGGGUUGAUGGUCUGUCUUGCAUACUUCAGUCAAACCCACUCACAUUAAUAAUCUUCAUUAGGGUUUAACAGUCACAUUAGUGCGUUUUGUGCCCGCUAAUCUAGAAAUCACUGCCGUCUUAAUCUAGAAACGCAAAUGGACUGUUAUUUUUGGGGGGAGUAACGUUACAGGUUAACUGAUCCAACAGGUUAUUAGGAUAUUAGUGUUACUCGAUUGUUUAUUCGCCAGGCCUAUGUUUGUUAAGGGGGGUGAGGAUGAAUUGUGCAGGGUACGAGGUGUAACAGCUCGAGUAGUGGACUGUCAUCAGAAAAUACAGACUUGUAUGGAAUUGAGCAGCUGUAUUGGGUUUGGUUCGGCAUCAUGGGGGUCUCGCAAGGGGGCAAGAAAUCAACUACAUAGUGUCUAAGUACAGGCUUGUGGACGUAAUGUAGCCGGUUUAGCAGAAAAGCCUCGUCUUUUCUUGAUUGUUGAUAUUUUUGUCGUAUUACUAUGUGCAUUGCUCUCCUGAUAAUUCAUUGAAGUGAAUUGGAGCAACAGGUCAGUCUGGAUCAAGAAACACUGUCUUUCGUCUCUGGUUGGAGUAACACUCCCAAGCCAUCCUCAAUGCCUUCAGCGCUGGCCGUGUUCACCUGCCGCCCGAAUUCACACCCGUUUCAGGAACGCCAUGUCUACCUGGAUGAGCCGGUCAAGAUCGGGCGCUCCGUGGCUCGGUGUCGCCCUGCCCAGAAUAACGCCACCUUCGACUGCAAGGUGUUGUCCAGGAAUCACGCUCUGGUGUGGUUCGACCACAAGACAGGAAAGUUUUAUCUCCAGGACACCAAAAGCAGCAAUGGCACCUUCAUCAACAGCCAGCGUCUGAGCCGGGGGUCGGAGGAGAGCCCUCCCUGCGAGGUGCUCUCCGGUGACAUCAUUCAGUUUGGGGUGGAUGUGACCGAGAAUACCCGGAAAGUCACUCAUGGCUGUAUAGUGUCGACCAUCAAGCUCUUCUUACCAGAUGGCAUGGAAGGUCGGCGGCGAUCAGAUGUUGUUCCAGCACCACUGCCACUGGCUAUUGAUAAGGUGUCCGCAAAUACACCCAAUAUGUAUUCUCAGGAACUGUUUCAGCUCUCCCAGUACCUGCAGGAGGCCUUACACAGAGAGCAGAUGCUGGAGCAGAAGUUGGCCACUCUGCAGAGGCUGCUGGCCAGCACACAGGAGGCGUCAGAGAGCAGCUGGCAGGCUUUAAUCGAUGAAGACCGGUUACUUUCUAGAUUGGAGGUGAUGGGGAAUCAGUUGCAAGCAUAUUCAAAAAACCAAACAGAAGACGGGAUCCGAAAGGAGCUUGUAGCCUUAACAGAGGACAAACACAAUUACGAGACGACAGCCAAAGAGUCCCUGAGGCGGGUCCUUCAGGAGAAAAUCGAGGUGGUCCGGAAACUGUCCGAGGUGGAGAGGAGCUUGAGUAACACAGAAGACGAGUGCACGCACCUGAGAGAGAUGAACGAACACACACAGGAAGAGCUCGGAGAACUCGCCAACAAAUACAACGGAGCGGUCAAUGAAAUCAAGGAUCUCACGGAAAAGAUCAAGUUGGCAGAGGGCAAACACGAGGAGCUCACUCAGAAAGGCCUGAAUGAGAAGAAAGAGCUACAGCUGAGGAUUGAAGAGAUGGAGGAGAAGGAACAGUCGCUUCAGGCUCGAAUCGAAGCUCUGCAGGCGGACAACGACUUCACAAAUGAGAGGCUAACGGCCCUGCAAGUCCGGUUAGAACAGCUGCAGGAGAAAAGCAUAAAGGAAAACAACAGCUUAGACCACUUUCUUUUAAAGAGUGGAGGAGACUGCACUUUAAUCCAACAGUACAUUGAGUGUCAAUCGGUGAGGCAGCUGAAGGAAGCUGUGGACUCAUCUAUUAACAAGCUGUCCAACUUUGAUGAGGUUAUUGAUGCGCAUCUUCAGAAUAACCAGACGACAGUGGACAACAGCUUGGCCAGUCCAGACAGGCUCAAAGAAAACCAGAUAGACGCUAAAGAGUGCGAUAUGUCAGAUACUCUGAGUCCCAGCAAGGAGAAAAGCAGUGACGACACAUCAGACGGACAGAUGGAUGAACAAGAACUGAACGAUCCCCAGAACAGGGUUUCUCUUUUGAAAGAAAUGGACAGGAACCUGGAAGCAGGAGACACUGAGCAGGUUAUCCCACACCUCCACCGAGAGCUGCAGGAGGCCCAGGAGCUCGCCAACACCGGCAAACAGAAAUGCCUUGAGCUUCAGGCCCUGCUUGAGGAGGAGAGGACAACCAACAGACAGCAGACUGAAGAAUCUGCUAAACAGAUCCGCUUCUUACAGACUCAACUAGCGAAGCUCCAGUCGGACAUGGAGGCUUUGCGUGAGCAGAGGGAAAACACUAUUUCCACCACCCGAGACGAGCUCUACAGCGCCCAGGAGGAGAUCCUGGUGCUCCGGCACGCGAUGGAGGCCGCCACUGCCGAGCGGGAACGGGAGAUCGCCGCCCUGCAGGGAGACCUGAGCAUCGUCACCGCAGAACUGGACAAAUGGAGACAGACGGCAGCAAAGUAUGAAGUGGAGAUCAGCAAUCUGCAGACCAGCUUCCAGCUCCAGAGUCAGCACCAGGAGAGAGCCAGCCAACUCCAAGGUGAAUUAGAGAAGCUUCAGGGCGAGUGCUCUGGUCUGCAGAAUGAAUGUGACAGUCUUCGGGCUGAGAAGACAACGCUAAUGCAGAAACUCCUCAGACUAGAGGAAGAGCUCGACAGUUCACGAGAGCGGAGUGAGACGUUGUGCAGCAGCCUAAACGAUCUGGAGAAAUCCCAGGGUGACCUGGCGAAUAAACUGGGCUCAAUACAAGACCAGCACCAACAGGACGCUAGCAAACUGAGGAUCCAACUGUCCCAAGCGGAGAACCGCACCAGAGACCUGCAGAAGGAGUACGACGACACUCAGAAUCUGCUGUCUGAUCUCCGGCAGCGGUACGAACAGACGGAGCAGGAGAAAUGCUCCAUCAACGAUGAGCUGGAACAGUGCAAGGUCAACCUCAAACUCCUGCAAGAGAAGAGCAGCGCUCCAUCCAUAUUGCAGCCUGUCCAAGCCAUUUUCAUCGGUCUAUUCCUGGCUUUGCUGUAUUGGUGCUUCAGCCAGUUGUGGUAGAAAGAGCGGAUGGAUGCCCUGGAUGCCGGUGAUUGCCGCAGUGGUCGCAGUGACGGCAGUGGUGCUUUAUCCCAACGUUUCCAAGAGCUCCUCUUGAGAACAUCAACCAAUCACAACGCAUUGUCAGUUUUGAUCCGGGCACAUGGCAUAAAUCCGAACGUAAUACCUCUCGUUUUGACAAUUACAGCCCCGAUGUCUGUGUAAAAUGCAAAUGUAUAUAGUAUAGAAAGAAAGAGGGAAUAAAGUUCUAAUGCAUAUUAUAGAAUAAAUAAUCUAUCUGCAUUUUUUGAUUAUUAAAAUGGCCUAAACUAGGUCUAACGUUCUGUUUGUUUUCACGUUUUCUGUCAGCCACUUGUGGUUAUCCAUGUUAGAUGUGGUCAACCCAAAUAGAUGAAAAUAUCUGAACUCUAGGGCACAGAGGGGCAAGUGCCUACUUUAAAUACUACAACUAGGUCUAGUUCACAUCGAAGUGCCACUCAUUAAUUCGAUCCUGAAUGGACAAAAAAGUCUCAGUUUCACGUCAUCCGUGCUGUUAUUGUGUUCGAUCCGACAUGCUUCUAGCACAGUGAUGUCGUCGUUCUCUAUGGCUGUUUUCUCUUGUAUCAUGUGUAAUAAGCAAAUGUUCACGUCAGAGACACACUACAAGUAUUUAGAUGGUUUUGAAAUUCAAUGUAGGAUUGUGGUCAAUGGAGCAUUGACCUAAAAAAAACAAAACAAAAGUUGUAGCUUUUUACCAACACACUGUCCUGCUGUUCGGACUUCGAGUUGAGUUUUUCUGUACUGAAACUCCUACAGUACCUCCUGAAAAAGGCUCUGGGAUUUUGCUGCCUUACCUGUACAAUAGGUCUCAUGGAUGCAAAGGCUUUAAAAUGAAUGUUGGGAAAUGAUAAAUGGGUGGAGGCGUCACAAAUCCACUCCUAUGAAGCACAGAAAUGGGUGAGAGUGAGUUAUUUAGGGGGGUUGUUUAAUUUUGGAUGUGCAAGCUGCUUUGAGACUGGAGGAAGAUGAAUUAACCAAUGAUGUGUUUGGUGUGUGUGGUUCACAUUUGUCUGCUGUGCUGUAAAUAAACAGUCUUGGAGCAAAAAAGCCUAACUCAUCUGGUUCAGCGUGUCGAGGACUUUUGUUUUUGCAUCCUUUGUUGUUUUACUGGAAAGACUAAAAUCCAAUUCAACAUGGAUUUGACCGUGAAUGCAAAAAAAGCAAAGCUUGUAGCACAGAGGGAAUAGCUUUAAUGAUAAAUGCAUUCUUUACGCAGCAUGAUGGACUUUAUUUUUAGUAUCAUUGUCCUUCACGUUAGAUAGACGAAUGCUCAUAGGCCGUUUGUAAAUAUGUAUGUAUGAAUGUUUGUGUGUAAAUAUAUGUUAUAGUCACAAAAUAAAAAAAAAUUGGAUAUAAAUGAUAUUGGUCAUAUCUAAUUUGCUGCUGGAGCCAGUUUUCAGGAUAUGAUGCGUUGGCCUUUUCCUUGUUUUACAUCGCCGUUCCAUGUACUUUUAUAGAUGCAUUUUUAACAUGCAGUUUUCCACAUUCAGAAUGCAUGCUUGAAAUGUGCUGAACACGAGGGUUUUCUUGCAAACGCAAAUGAACGCUGAACCUAGGCUGGUUUUUGUAAGCUUAAAAUGUGUAUUCUUCUGUCAGUUCAAAGAUGAUGAGAGUCGUCAGUUUCGAAUCGAAGCUAAACCUGGUGUUUUUCAGGGCCUUUGAGGAAAGAUGUAUUUAAACCGGUCACCAACUACCACCCGAGUCAGUACGGCGCACUGCCUGUAUAUAGUUUUGUUCGUAAAUAUUGUUUUUUUUAAAUUUCUUUCUUUGAUUGAGAGCUCAGAAUGACACUUUUGUUUUGAACAUCAAAGAUAGUUCGUUGUCAGAAUUCUAUUUUGUAAAAACAUAAUACAGAUAAGGGGUAUUUGCACUAACAAGUGUGAUGUGCAUGACUUCAAUAAAACAAUUUCACUUUCCUUGA